AUCUAAGUGAUUUGGCAUUUAAUUUCUGGGGGAAAAGGUUGGCAGGAGGGGUGAGAAGGUGCUUAGUGGAACUCACUGAUUUUCUGGGUAUCGGUGCUUGUGCUGCUUGAAGGAGAUCAGAGCUUUGCCUGAACGUGGGUUGCACAAAGUGGAACUCACUAGUCCUGACUUGAUUAAUCCUGUUGAGUCUUGCGUGAGCUUGCUCAUCAUCUAAACUAAACCCAAGAGCAGCCCCAUCUUUUUGGAUCCCGUUAUUCAAGAUUGGGUGUUUAAAACAUCACUCUUCAAGAUGCUAAAUUUGAGGAUGAUUUCUCCCUUUCGGGGCUACAGUGAAUUUACCACAAAGGACAAUAAUUCAGACCGCGCCAGCAAGACGCUGGUUAAAACCAGGGUGAAAAACUGGAAAGGACCUGCAUUUCUGAUCAGCUUUUUCGCAGCGGUGCCUGAAGACAAAUGUUGGGUUUCGGCACGAUUCGCCUGGCCCGUGCACCAGCACAGCAGUUGUCUGCAAUGCCUGCUGCCGGGGCUUUGUACAGCUGCAUUUUCCCCCCUGUUUUUAUAACUUGCCUUUUGCUCCGGAGAUUGUUUUUAAUAGAAAUAGCCGUGCUCAGUCAUGUGAGAAAGGAACGCGCAACUGCUGAGCUCGGCUGGAUUUGUGUUGCUCUCCAGAUGUGUGGAGGAAACAGGUUUUUCCCCAAGAGCUUUUUCUUGAGGUGGCGAAAAACAUGAACGAGUGAGAGCAGUGACCUUCUGACGGUAAUUUCUGUGUUUGCAGCCGGUGGCGAGGGAGGAGGGCAGUGCCGACGCGGCUCCCCGUGCCGUCGUUCCCUUAUUGCAACGGUGAUGCUACUUUUUCCCGUUCUUGUCCUCCUGCUGGUGUCUGCGGGAGGAAUUUCUUCCAGUGCGUAGUCAUUGCAAAACCCAUUUACCUAUUGAGCCAAUUAUUGGAACAGCCAAGGGGACUGAGGAUUUUAUUAUUAUUAUAUGUAUGUAUAUAUAUAUAUAUAUUUUUUUUUUAUGGGGUUUACCCACUGAGAUGUUAACGAUUGCUCAUUCAUUAGGACACUAAAAGGCCAACAGGCUUUUGCUUUGGAGAAAAUGUCUUGAGGCAGUAGAGAGAAGGAUGGAACUAGAAUAGCAGGCGGUGUCUGGAUGUACAGAGCGGAGAUUUGUCUGACCAACGCCUUGCCAGAGGUGAAUUUUCAUGAAGCCAGAAGUAUGAAUUUUAUCCCAGCGGUGCGAGUCGGGGGGUCCUCAGUGGGAGCUGGUGUAGGGGAUGCAACGCUGGAGCGACCACUCUGUAUUUUGUCACCUGGUGUAUUUUGUCACCUACAAUCACUGUUGACCCCAUCACGUGUUUGAAGGUCUGACCCAGAUGUGUUCAAAGGUUUAUAUGGUGCAGAUUUCAGAAGUCAGGUAAUAACAAUGCCAUGGGGACAGUUUUGGUGGAGCUGGGAAAGAUCAUGUCCCCAAGAUACCAGCAGGAGUGUAAAUGUCAGUCACCAAAAUCCCACCUGCAAUUAGUGCUGCCAACAAAUGAGGUGAAGUCUUAGGAAGCAGCAGACAAAGCCAGGCUUUCAAACUGGCCCAAGAUGGACUUUGCUGUGGCUUAGAGUGGCUCUGCCCUGGAGACUUGCGAUCUCCUUGUGUGGGUUCCUGGCUUUCCAAGAGCCUCCUCGCAUCCCAGGCUUUGGGAUUGGGGCAAUAAGUGACAUUUUAUGGCACCACGUAGGAAGAAAAUGAAGGGUUUUGCUCCUGGAAGCCCUGCGGGAGCUGCUGCAGGCUCUCGGGUGUGAACACCGGGGGUUGGACGCUCAGUGACUGUGCGGUGGAGAUAACACCAGGACCUGCUCGCUGGGACAAACGCCUUGUGGCCGAUCCAGCUGUGGUGAGUCCAUGGGCUCCCGGGGCAGCUGGCAAUGUCCCCAAAGGAGGGGACAGCACAUGUGGCAGUUCCCAAGCCUGUUGGGCUGUGCCACGUUUGCUUACGCGCAGCUUUAUAAAGAGGAGGUGCGGUUUUCUCCACUCCUUCCCGAGGUUGGGUCCGACCUCCCUGCAGCGCAGCCUUUGUCAUGGCCGGCCUGAACGUCUCCAUCGCGUUUCUCUUCCUGGUUGUCGGGGUGUGCCAGGCGUUCAGAUGCCUUUCCAAGAGGCUCCUGUCUCCCGGAGCCUACGGUUGCCUCGCCACUGAACUGGCUGCCUCCUUCCAGUUGUGCGCCAGCUGCCUCGAGCUGAGGAUGCUGGUGGAAAUAGGCCCCUGGGGUGGUGGCUUUGGCCCAGACGUGGUCCUGACCCUGCUCUUCAUCCUCUUUGCUGUUCACGGAGCCUCUUUCGAUGGAGCAUCCGCCAACCCGACCGUCUCGCUGCAGGAGUUCCUGCUCCUCGAGUCCAGCCUCGCCGCAACCGCCGCCAAGCUGGUGGCCCAGGGUGCGGGCAUGGGGACGGGCUGGGCUGUCACCAAGCUCUACUGGUCCUGGGAGCUGACGCAGUUCCACCUCAUCCAGAACCUGAUCGCGUCUGAGUGCAGCUCCUCCAUCCACACGUCCCUGCAGCACGCGGCCUUCGCGGAAGGCACCUGCUCCUUCCUCCUGCACCUGGUCCUCCUCAAGCUGCACCAGAGUCGCCCGACGUACCGUGUCCCUGCGCUGGCAGCGACUGUCACCUUCCUGACAUACACAGCCGGACCGUUCACAGGGGCAUUCUUCAACCCUGCCCUGGCCGUCACCACCUUCCACUGCUCGGGGAGCAACUUUUGGGAUUACAUCCAGGUUUACUGGCUGGGGCCCCUGGCAGGGAUGCUCGCUGCCCUCCUGCUGUACCAAGGCAACAUCCCGCGACUAUUCCAGAAAAACCUGCUCUACAGCCAGAAGAGCAAAUACAAGGUACCCAAGGCGAGGGUGGUGGCGCACGCGGAGGGUGGUGACCCACGUCGGAAGGGGAGAGGAGAGAAGAGCAGCUCCCAGCAUCGCGACUGAGCCGCGGAUGGGGCUGGUCGGUCCCUGCGGCCCCUCUCCUGGGGACCAGGUUCCGCAGAUUUUGCUGCUUGUCCCAUCCGGCAUCUGUCCUGCCUGACCGGUCCCUACUGCAGGGUGAGAUCUCUUCAAAGUGUUGUGAAGAAAUUGUCCAAGCUGGAUGUGUGAACCCCUGAGCUCCUUUGGGAACGGUUGAAAAUCUCCCUGGAGAGAAUCACAGAAUCCCAGAAUGUCAGGGGCUGGAAGGGACCUGGAAAGCUCAUCCAGUGCAAUCCCCCCAUGGAGCAGGAACACCCAGAUGAGGUUACACAGGAAGGUGUCCAGGCGGGUUGGAAUGUCUGCACAGAAGGAGACUCCACAACCUCCCUGGGCAGCCUGGGCCAGGCUCUGACACCCUCACCCCCAACAAGUUGCUUCUCAUAUUUAAGUGGAACCUCCUGUGUUCCAGUUUGCACCCAUUACCCCUUGUCCUGUCACUGGUUGUCACCCAGAAGAGCCUGGCUCCAUCCUCCUGACACUCCCCCUUUCCAUAUUGAUCCCCAGGAAUGAGAGUCACCCCUCAGUCUCCUCUUGUCCAGCUCCAGAGCCCCAGCUCCCUCAGCCUUUCCUCACACGGGAGAUGCUCCACUCCCUUCAGCAUCUUGGUGGCUGCGCUGGACUCUCUCCAGCAGUUCCCUGUCCUGCUGGAACUGAGGGGCCACAACUGGACACAAGAUUCCAGGUGUGGUCUCCCCAGGGCAGAGCAGAGGGGCAGGAGAACCUCUCUGACCUACUGACCACCCCCUUCUAACCCACCCCAGGUACUAUUGGCCUUCCUGGCCACAAGGGCCCAGUGCUGGCUCAUGGUCACCCUGCUCUCCCCAGGACCCCCAGGUCCCUUUCUCCUACACUGCUCUCCAACAGCUCGUUCCCCAACUUACACUGGAACCUGGGGUUGUUCCUGACCAGAUACAAGACUCUGCAAAAUGGUUCAAGCCUGCACCACUAGCUCGGCGAGGGGAUAAAAACUAACACUUUUGCAUAAAUUUCUGGUUGUCUUGUAUUGCCAGGGAGCUUACGGAAGGUCAGGACUGUGAUGUGAGUAUGCUUGAGCAACUCCCAGGUUAUUGCAUCAUGCAAUGCUUGAAAUAACCUGACUGGGUCUCUUGCAGCUGUAAAAACAAAACACAAACCAGUAACCGCCUUGGAAAAUUGGGAUGUGGAGAAAGCAGGCUUUAAUCUUUCGAGUUACUAAAUGGAUAUUGGUCAAAAAUUGAUGUUCUUUGAGUUAAAUGGAGGUCAUUGGAUUACACAGGCUGAACAUGGCAGCUCUCGGAGAGGAAUUAACAAUGCUCCAGGGCAAGGGAGUUCCCUGAGUACAGGAGACCCUGCUCGUGUGUGGACGCAUUGCUUAGCCUGGGUUUUGUGUGCUGUGAGGCAUCAACAAACGGGGCACAAAGUGUCCGUGGUUGCAAACCGAGAGCCAGGCAGCGGGUGUGGGUGAGCACGUGCGUCUCCGGGCUCCUCUCUGUGUCCGCACGAAACAUUCCUGAAGGAAAAAAGUGCUGUUUAUGGAGAUAAUAAUAAAUGUUGUGAUUGGCGUUUA
Molecule: messenger RNA, 4557 nt
Organism: Columba livia (rock pigeon)
Lineage: Eukaryota; Metazoa; Chordata; Aves; Columbiformes; Columbidae
Gene: SRPRB
Product: SRP receptor subunit beta
Exons: 5
Coding region: 2073-2975 (300 amino acids)
Biological process (GO): transmembrane transport
Cellular component (GO): cytoplasm; membrane
Molecular function (GO): channel activity
Source: RefSeq, a predicted model, not a curated record